Symphalangus syndactylus (siamang) is the source of this 9424-nucleotide messenger RNA. It is a transcript of the gene AHDC1, whose product is annotated as AT-hook DNA binding motif containing 1. The record is from RefSeq and is a predicted model, not a curated record. Lineage: Eukaryota; Metazoa; Chordata; Mammalia; Primates; Hylobatidae.
GGCGGGAGGGCGAGGGGGACGCAGAGAGAGAGCGAAGGAGUGAUCGAGGUGGGGGGGCGCCGCGGGAGCGGGGGGCCGUGUCCAGCGGAGUUAGCGGCGGAGAAUGUGAGCCGAGGCGCGAGCCAUGCUGUCAGCGACGGCGGGCGGCUCAGGGCUCCUCCACGACUCCUCUCCUCAGCAGCCGGGCGCCCGCGUCGCUGCCACCGCCGGAAGACAGACGUCCCCCCAAACCCCUCGCCUGGCUCGGACCCACGGAGCCGGCAGCCCAGCACUCCGAUGGGAGCUUGCCUGAUUGUCAACCCAUCGGCCUGGACCCCAGAGCCCACCCAGCUGAGCGUGUGCAGAGGGCCGUUGCAGAGACCACCCUGGAGAUGCUGAUGAAGACAGGCCUUUCCUGCUGAGCCCGGCCUAUCUGCGCAGCCUGCUCAGAAAGGGGAACUGAGGCUCAUGGAUAUACAGUGAGUCCUACCUCCUAGCCUGAGGACUCUUCCCUGCGCCUUGAUGACCUGAGAGAACUGGGAGGAGAAAGGGGUUGUGACAAUGACCAGGACUCAGGGCAGAGGUGGAAACCAGAGUGCCUGAUGUGUGCAGCUGCUGACCCCCCAGGACACCUCUCUACCGGAGUCUGUGGAAGCAGAGAACUGGGAGGCCAAGGAUUGGUAUGAAGAAUUAAAUGAAACGAUGCCUGGACAGCUUCCAGCCCAGUACCUGGCGCGCAGUAGGUGCUCACUAAACCUGAGCUGCGAUGGUCCUUUCCAGGCGCUGUCCACGCCCCGAGGCCUGGGCUCAGGCCGAAGUUGCUCCACAGCACCCCCAGCUGACAGCCAGCGACUGGCAGAGCCCCCAGGCACGGGGGCCCUCUCUCUUCCAGAGAUCUCCAGUGUGACAGCCCAGGCGACAGAGCCGAGGGUCCUGGUCCCGGCUUCUCGCACCCUCAUGUCAGCCCCGGCCCCGCCCGGCGGCCUGCGGAGGACAAGGUCAGGAUGCGUGUGAAGCCCCAGGGCCUGGUGGUGACUUCCAGUGCCGUGUGCAGCUCUCCUGACUACCUCCGGGAACCCAAGUACUACCCCGGCGGCCCCCCCACCCCCCGGCCCCUGCUUCCCACCCGGCCCCCUGCCAGCCCACCCGACAAGGCCUUCUCCACCCACGCCUUCUCCGAGAACCCACGCCCGCCCCCACGCCGGGACCCCAGCACCCGACGCCCACCAGUCCUUGCCAAGGGGGACGACCCGCUGCCCCCACGGGCAGCCCGUCCUGUCUCACAGGCCCGCUGCCCCACACCGGCCGGAGACGGCAGCAGCUCCCGACGCUGCUGGGACAACGGGCGGGUGAACCUGCGACCAGUGGUGCAGCUGAUUGACAUCAUGAAGGACCUGACACGCCUCUCGCAGGACCUGCAGCACAGUGGUGUACACCUGGACUGUGGUGGGCUCCGACUGAGCCGCCCGCCUGCACCGCCACCCGGCGACCUACAGUACAGCUUCUUCUCCUCACCCAGUUUGGCCAACAGCAUCCGUAGCCCUGAGGAGCGGGCCACCCCACACGCCAAGUCGGAGCGGCCCAGCCACCCCCUCUACGAGCCUGAGCCUGAGCCUAGGGACAGUCCCCAGCCUGGCCAAGGCCAUAGUCCCGGAGCCACGGCUGCGGCCACGGGUCUGCCCCCAGAGCCUGAGCCAGACAGCACUGAUUACUCAGAACUUGCUGACGCCGACAUCCUUAGUGAGCUGGCCUCCCUCACUUGCCCAGAGGCCCAGCUGCUAGAGGCCCAGGCCCUCGAGCCACCAUCGCCUGAGCCAGAGCCUCAGCUCCUGGACCCCCAGCCCCGCUUCCUGGACCCGCAGGCACUGGAGCCGCUCGGGGAAGCUCUGGAGCUGCCACCCCUGCAACCUCUUGCUGAUCCUCUGGGGCUGCCGGGCCUGGCUCUCCAGGCCCUGGACACCCUGCCUGACUCCUUGGAGUCGCAGCUGCUUGACCCCCAGGCACUCGACCCCCUGCCCAAGCUGCUUGACGUCCCAGGUCGCCGUCUGGAGCCCCAGCAGCCCCUGGGGCACUGCCCACUGGCCGAGCCCUUGCGCCUGGACUUGUGCUCACCGCACGGGCCCCCUGGGCCUGAGGGUCACCCCAAGUACGCCUUGCGGCGCACUGAUAGGCCAAAGAUCCUGUGUCGCCGGCGGAAAGCCGGACGGGGGCGCAAGGCAGACGCCGGACCCGAGGGCCGCCUACUGCCCCUGCCUAUGCCCACGGGGCUGGUGGCCGCCCUGGCCGAACCCCCACCACCACCGCCUCCUCCACCCCCUGCCCUGCCAGGCCCAGGCCCGGUCUCAGUCCCAGAGUUGAAGCCGGAAUCUUCCCAGACCCCAGUGGUCUCCACCCGCAAAGGCAAGUGCCGGGGCGUGCGGCGCAUGGUGGUGAAGAUGGCCAAGAUCCCCGUAUCGCUGGGGCGGCGGAACAAGACCACAUACAAAGUGUCUUCCUUGAGCAGCAGCCUGAGCGUGGAGGGCAAGGAGCUGGGCCUGCGCGUGUCGGCUGAGCCCACCCCGCUGCUGAAGAUGAAGAACAAUGGGCGGAACGUGGUAGUGGUCUUCCCGCCCGGUGAGAUGCCCAUUAUUCUCAAGCGUAAGCGCGGCCGCCCUCCUAAGAACCUGCUGCUGGGUCCCGGCAAGCCCAAGGAGCCAGCUGUGGUGGCGGCUGAGGCAGCCACCGUGGCAGCAGCCACCAUGGCCAUGCCAGAGGUGAAGAAACGACGGCGGCGGAAGCAGAAGCUGGCAUCUCCCCAGCCAUCCUAUGCAGCAGACGCCAACGACAGCAAGGCCGAGUACUCAGACGUCCUGGCCAAGCUGGCCUUCCUGAACCGCCAGAGCCAGUGUGCUGGACGGUGCUCACCGCCCCGCUGCUGGACACCCAGUGAGCCGGAGUCAGUGCACCAGGCCCCCGACACCCAGAGCAUCUCCCACUUCCUGCAUCGCGUGCAGGGCUUCCGGCGGCGUGGGGGCAAAGCAGGCGGUUUUGGUGGCCGGGGUGGGGGCCAUGCGGCCAAGUCAGCCCGAUGCUCCUUCAGUGACUUCUUUGAGGGCAUUGGCAAGAAAAAGAAGGUGGUGGCCGUGGCAGCCGCUGGGGUCGGGGGCCCUGGCCUUACCGAGUUGGGGCACCCACGCAAACGGGGCCGGGGGGAGGUAGACGCUGUGACUGGGAAGCCAAAGCGCAAGAGACGGUCCCGGAAGAAUGGGACUCUGUUCCCAGAGCAGGUGCCCAGUGGCCCAGGCUUUGGGGAGGCAGGUGCUGAGUGGGCCGGGGAUAAGGGUGGUGGCUGGGCCCCUCACCAUGGGCACCCAGGCGGGCAAGCUGGCCGAAACUGUGGGUUUCAGGGGACCGAGGCCCGGGCCUUUGCCUCCACUGGGCUGGAGAGUGGAGCCUCAGGCCGUGGCAGCUACUACAGCACGGGCGCACCCUCAGGCCAGACCGAGCUCAGCCAGGAGCGCCAAAACCUCUUCACCGGCUACUUUCGCUCGCUGCUCGAUUCGGAUGACUCCUCCGAUCUCUUGGACUUUGCCCUCUCAGCCUCUCGCCCAGAGUCCCGGAAGGCAUCAGGCACCUAUGCAGGGCCACCCACCAGCGCCCUGCCUGCCCAGCGGGGCCUGGCCACCUUCCCUAGCCGGGGAGCCAAGGCCAGCCCAGUGGCAGUGGGUAGCGGCGGGGCUGGGACGGACCCCUCCUUCCAGCCUGUCCUGUCCACACGCCAGACCUUCCCACCAGGACGGGCAGCGAGCUAUGGGCUAACUCCAGCCACUUCAGACUGCCGGGCGGCCGAGACCUUCCCCAAGCUGGCUCCCCUGCCCUCAGCCGUGGCCCGCUCACCUACCACCCACCCGCCUGCCAACACCUACCUGCCCCAGUACGGCGGCUAUGGGACUGGACAAAGUGUAUUCGCCCCAGCUAAGCCCUUUACAGGCCAGGACUGCGCUAACAGCAAGGACUGCAGCUUCGCCUAUGGCAGCGGCAACAGCCUGCCUGCCUCACCCAGUAGCGCCCACAGCGCCGGCUAUGCCCCACCGCCUACCGGGGGCCCCUGCCUGCCACCAAGCAAGGCCUCCUUCUUCAACAGCUCUGAGGGGGCCCCCUUCUCUGGUUCAGCCCCCACGCCCCUGCGCUGUGACAGCCGGGCCAGCACAGUCUCGCCCGGUGGCUACAUGGUGCCCAAGGGCACCACAGCCUCUGCCACCUCUGCAGCCUCUGCCGCCUCCUCCUCCUCCUCCUCCUUCCAGCCCUCGCCCGAGAACUGUCGGCAGUUUGCGGGGGCUUCUCAGUGGCCUUUCCGGCAGGGCUAUGGAGGCCUGGACUGGGCCUCAGAGGCCUUUAGUCAGCUCUACAAUCCCAGUUUUGACUGCCACGUCAGCGAGCCCAACGUGAUCCUGGACAUCUCCAACUACACACCGCAGAAGGUGAAGCAGCAGACGGCUGUGUCAGAGACCUUCUCCGAGUCGUCCUCCGACAGCACCCAGUUCAAUCAGCCGGUCGGUGGCGGGGGGUUUCGGCGUGCCAACAGCGAGGCCUCAAGUAGUGAGGGCCAGUCGAGCCUGUCCAGCCUGGAGAAACUGAUGAUGGACUGGAACGAGGCGUCAUCUGCCCCCGGCUACAACUGGAAUCAGAGUGUCCUCUUUCAGAGUAGCUCCAAGCCGGGCCGUGGACGGCGGAAGAAGGUGGACCUGUUUGAGGCCUCACAUCUGGGCUUCCCGACGUCCGCCUCUGCCGCUGCCUCAGGCUACCCAUCCAAACGGAGCACCGGGCCCCGGCAGCCGCGAGGUGGACGGGGCGGUGGGGCCUGCUCAGCCAAGAAGGAGCGGGGUGGCGCAGCGGCCAAAGCCAAGUUCAUCCCCAAGCCACAGCCAGUCAACCCACUGUUCCAGGACAGUCCUGACCUCGGCCUGGACUACUAUAGCGGGGACAGCAGCAUGUCACCACUGCCCUCACAGUCGAGGGCCUUCAGCGUGGGAGAGCGAGACCCCUGUGACUUCAUAGGACCCUACUCCAUGAACCCGUCCACACCUUCCGAUGGCACCUUUGGCCAAGGCUUCCACUGCGACUCACCCAGCCUGGGUGCUCCCGAGCUUGAUGGCAAGCAUUUCCCACCGCUGGCCCACCCGCCCACGGUGUUUGACGCCGGCCUGCAGAAGGCAUACUCGCCCACCUGCUCGCCUACACUGGGCUUCAAGGAAGAGCUGCGGCCACCGCCCACAAAGCUGGCUGCCUGCGAGCCCCUCAAGCAUGGGCUCCAGGGGGCCAGCCUGGGCCACGCAGCUGCAGCCCAGGCCCACCUGAGCUGCCGGGACCUGCCGCUGGGCCAGCCCCACUACGAUUCCCCCAGCUGCAAGGGCACAGCAUAUUGGUACCCUCCAGGCUCAGCUGCCCGCAGCCCGCCCUAUGAAGGCAAGGUGGGUACAGGGCUGCUGGCUGACUUCCUGGGCAGGACGGAGGCCGCGUGCCUCAGUGCCCCUCACCUGGCUAGCCCACCAGCCACGCCCAAGGCCGACAAGGAGCCACUGGAAAUGGCCCGGCCCCCUGGCCCACCCCGUGGCCCUGCUGCAGCCGCUGCUGGCUAUGGCUGCCCACUCCUUAGUGACUUGACCCUGUCCCCCGUGCCGAGGGACUCGCUGCUGCCCCUGCAGGACACCGCCUACAGGUACCCAGGCUUUAUGCCCCAGGCGCAUCCUGGCCUGGGUGGGGGCCCCAAGAGCGGCUUCCUGGGGCCCAUGGCGGAACCUCACCCCGAGGACACAUUCACCGUCACGUCCCUGUAGUGCCAACUGAAGUGCCGACUGGACCGCGAGGUUUUGUUCCUGGCUUUCAGAAAACCAACGCCAAGAUCCCUCCCAGCGUCCACAUCGUCCUCUGGCAGGAGCGCCUCCCCCCUCUGCCUCCCACCCUGCCCCCUACACCCCCUGCAGACCCAUCUCCCUCCACCCCCUCCCGCCCAUCUCCUCCACGCAGAAGCCGAAGGUGAGCCCUUUCUGCACAAAACCAGCAAUUGUAAAUACUUUUUAAAAAUGUACAAAACUUAAAAACAAAACACAGUUUUAGAAAAAGACAAAAAAAAAAAGAGAGAGAGAGAGCGAGAGAGAGAGAGUGUGCAAGAGGUUGCGAGCGGGGCCCUGAGGUGUCCAGAACCCCUGCAAGUAUGCACUGAGAAAUUUAUCUACAGGUCGUUUGACAAAAAUGAACAAUAUCCUAUUUAUUGUAUAUACUGUUUUAUUAUAAAUCGUGGAUUGUAUAUUGCAUUCUGUAAACCUGCUGUGGUCCCGUGGUGUGCAAAUUCGCAUGGUAGGGGGGAGGGAGAAGAACCUCUUGCGGGAGCUUUUUUUUUCUUUCUUAUUUUUCACUCUUUUGGGUUUUCUCUUCUGUUGUUGUUGUUGUUGUUUUCUGUUGGCAGGACACACCCAAAGAUCCAAGUUUGUAUUAAAAAGAAAUGAAAAAAAGCAAAAAAAAAAAAAAAAAAAAAAAAAAAAAAACCAGUCUUGUGUCUUGUGAAAGGGGGAGUGAGGGUGGAGGGAAUGGAAGGGACACCGCUGGGUUUUGUCACCAGCUACUGGUUCUCCAGAGGAGUUGAAAUACCUACAUGUGUUCCUGGCCACUGAGUUCUCCCUUCUGCCUGAGAUCUGGGUCACCCUUGCAUCUGGGUUCCCCCUCAUUUCACUCCAGGCCCUGGGUCUCCCCUGCCUCUGAGCUCCCCACUCUGCUGCCGAGGACAUCCUGGCCCUUGAUCAUGCAUUCAGUCCUAGGUCCAGGGAUUCUGCCUCUUGGACCUCCAUUUUGUCCUAGGUCCUGGGUCUCCUCUGACUCUCCCUAUAUUCUAUCCCAAGUCCAAGGUCUCCCCAAAUGCUGGGUUUCCUCUCCCUGAGGGACCUCCAUCAUGGGGCUCCUGCUUCUGGACCCCCUUAUUCCAUCGAAGGUCCCAGGUCUCUGCCUCGGGUCCCUCUGUGUGUCCUGUGUAUUCAUGGCCUUUGGGCCUCACAGUUCUACUCUGGUUCAGGGACAUCUCUCUUGGCGACACUCAUUCCGUCCUAAGUCCAGGAGCCCUCAUGGGGCCUCCCUUUCCCACUAGGAAUGGAGUGACCCCCGACCCCCGUCUAUGUGUCUCCCAUUUGCCCCAGGUCAUCAGUCUUCUCUGCUUCCAGGCCCCUCAUUUUACCCCAACACACCCACAUCUGCUUAUGCAGAACCUGGGAUAUGACCAGGCCAGUCACCCCAGUGUUGCUCUGCCCUCCCCUGUCUGUCUACCCUGAACCCCAAAUGUUUCCUCCCUGCUUUGGUCAACUUUGGAAAAAGAAGACUCCUAACCCUGUGCCUGCGUCCGGUGGGCCUGGAAGAGCUGAGCUGUUUCCUGAUCCCUGACCUUGGGGACCUCUUGGGUGCCCUUGCCCAAAUGAUGCCCACUUUGGCCUCCCUGGUCUUUGGGAAGCAGUUUUUCCCAUAGACCCAUUUUAUGUUUAAGUUCUGCUGAGUGUGGCUUCAUGUCCCUCCUCAGUGAAGCUCAGGGAGAAGCCAAGGGAUAGUGCCACGGGGCCUGCCCUCCCUGACCCAGCCAGCUAGGCCCUGGCCUCAGGAGAGUCAGAGGAGCCCGUGGUCUGAGGAGGAAACACACCUUCUGGGCACACCUGUCUGGAAGAGGCAGGAGGACUCGGGUCACAGUCCCCUGAAACUAGCCUCUGUGCUGGAAGCAAAAGGCUCAUCCACCCACCAAGCCCCCUCCCUGCAUCCCCCAGACUCAGAGAUGAAGACAUGACCCUGUGCUUCCUGACUGCUGACUGGAAAGACAACGCUAUGCUCAAGCUAACGAUGCAGUAUGGAGCUGGAAGUGGGGGCAAGAAGCAGUGAGACCCCCUGAGAGUUAGGGAGGAGGGCUUCUCUGAGGAGAAAGCUUCUACAGGGCCAAGCCUGAGGUGCUGGGCAGAAAAGUGAGGAGUUCCCGGAGGAGGAAGGGGAUGUGCAAAGGCCCAGAGAUUCGAAAGGGUGACAGGAGGCAGGAGCCACAUGCAGUUAGCUCUGUUGGGCACACUCUGUGUUUGGGGAGGGGAGAGGGUUUUGGCAGCGUCACUCUGGGUAGGGUGGAGGCUGGCUGCAGCGGGUGGGCAGUAUCAGAGAAAGCAGUGGCUGAGGCUCAGAUAGGCCAACCCCAGAGAAACGUGUUCAGCCCCAAGAAUCAGCUGCAGGGAGAAAGUGCCUGUGUUCAGCGGCUGCUGAGGAAGAAGAGACUCGGGGAGGCUGUCCAGGUGGGGCAGGCCAGGCCCAGUUGGCUUCAAGGGAAUCAGAGUGGGGCCUGGUGAGUCUGCUGAGGGCUAGAGGAGUGGCGGCCCAGAGGAGGUUUCGGGGAGGGGAGGAGAUAGUGGUGGAUUGCUCAGUGGAAGGGACUGGGGCUCAACAUGAGAUAGGUCUUGAGAAGGGGAGGAAGGGCAGUGAAGGGUUGUGGGCCCCAGGGCUCUGGAGCUGGGGCAGAGAGAGGAGACCCAGGAAAGAAAUGGGAGUUUGACGAGUUGAUUAUGGCACAGCGAAGGGGCUCCUUAACUCAAAGGGAAGAUGGGAGUUCACUAUGAAGAGAGGGGCACAGGGAGAGGGAAGUGAUGGGAGGAAGGCUUGGUGAGAACAGGGGCUCCAGAGAUGGGAAGGGAGGGGCAGCAAGGGAAUGGGCGCUCAGGGAGGGGAGGGGUUUCAGCCUAGGGUCUGCUGCUUAGUAAGGGCUGAGGGAGGCCGUGGUGUAUUUUGGAGACCAGACUCGGGAGAUGGACCAGGGCCUCUGGGAUGGAAGGUUCUCUGUGCCCUUAGGUAAGGGCAGCAGAGACCCUGCACAGUGUAUGAUGCAGGUUUGGGGCACACCCUGUUUUGAUCGGUUCUUUUCAGAGGUCAGGGCCCUACCACCACCCCAGUGCCACACAUGAUCCCAGAAUGCAUCAAGGCAAUGUGGCUCUCAGAUACGUGGGUUUCGCCAUCAUUUAUUAAACACUUCCCUGAGGUGUUUAUUCUUCAGAACAAUCUUUGAGGUAGAGAAAGAUGCUCACUUGGUUUACAGAUGAGAAGACAAGUUCCCAGACAUAGAGUAAGGGACCGGUCCAAAGUUCACAUGGAAAGUGGCAGAAGUAGGUUGGCCUAGGCUUUAGGCCCUUCCUUUAUUUUUUUCCCCCUUUUUGUAUUUUUCUUUUAUUUCUGCUUUUUAGAGAUGGUGUCUUGCCAUGUUCCCCAGGCUGGUCUCAAACCCCUGACCUCAAGCAAUUCUCCGGCCUUGGCCUCCCAAAGUGCUGGGUUUACAGGUGUGAGCCACCACGCCCGGCCUUUUUUUCUUUGUUAAGUUUUUUUCCUGCCUGGCGCGGUGGCUCACGCCUGUAAUCCCAACACUUUGGGAGGCCGAGGCGGGCGGAUCACCUGAGAUCAGGAGAUC